Messenger RNA from Chlamydomonas reinhardtii, 1152 nucleotides. RefSeq lists its product as uncharacterized. The transcript has a single exon. Lineage: Eukaryota; Viridiplantae; Chlorophyta; Chlorophyceae; Chlamydomonadales; Chlamydomonadaceae. The coding region runs from base 692 to 910 and encodes 72 amino acids. The record is from RefSeq and is a predicted model, not a curated record.
AUCGGCCAGCCUGGACCAGAGCGGCCAUCAGCGGUUCCAUGCGCGUGCGCCGGGGCAGCUCCAGGACGCGUCAGAUUCAGGCACGCCGCGUCUGUGUGCUUAUGAGACCACAUACAACAGAUGGGCGGCCGCGGGCAUGUGAAAAUACGGCCCUACGCGCCAGUCGACAUGGUGCGAUGCUCGCGCACAAGAACCCUGUCGCGCACUCGCCCGUUAUUACUUUUCCGACCCGGCAAAGAAGCCUUACAUGAGGUCUAGUUAGAACUUUUGGGUCGGGAAUUUCUUAACGGCGCUGCGCUGUGCGCUGCCGGUCCAAAUGCCAAACCGCUCGCGGAACUAGUCUCCCCGCUCCCUUGCUGGGCCCGUUAAGAAAUUCCCGUCGCGACAGACUGGUCGGUAUGGUAGCAUAGAUUGCAUUAUGCCUGGCUGGAGCAUCUAAUUGCGCGCGCCGAGCACCUGCACGCGACACAUGCUCACCGGGCACAGCCAAAGCAGCGCCACAAGUGCGCUCCGAAAGCUAGGGGCUUUCAUACGUACUUUCUAAGACUAUGAUGGUUGUUUGGAACCGAUAGGGACAGCUAGGGCCGUGGAAGUCGGCCGCUCGGUCGGUUCAGUCGCGGUUGGACAUGGUGGGACGCAGGGCGGCGAGUUUUAUGCUAGGCCCCGGGGCGGGGACGUCCUAAGUACAUGAAUGGCCGAAAACCACGGCCGAAGCAGCGAAGCACGGUGGUCGCCCGGUUUCGGGCCCAUCGCGAUGGGAGUGGACCUGCCCUCUGCCCUGUCGCAGCCUGGUGCGACCACUCGCGCCCACAAUUCCGUCGACCUCAAACGCGUGGCUGUGCACCGCCUGCUUGCAGGCUUCAGCCCGGUCGCUGCGCCCAGUAGUCCCGCGCAAGAUUCACAACGGUGAGCACUCCCAACCGCCACAGCGACAGCCCUAGCGGCUCAAGUGUCUGUGAAUGGCCGCAUCAAAUAGCCGCGUGGCAGUUUUGGCGAAAAUGCAGGGUGCGAGGGGGUUGGUUCUCUCAAAUGCGAGCUAGCGCCCACACGCACUAUACGGGGGCGAGUAGCUUAUGAGUAGUAGUAAUGAUUAUACAAGCGGCGAAUUUUAGUUUUAGGGGUAAGCAUGCGGCCCGAGUACAAUUACCGCUU